GAUUCGUUUGAUCUUGCAAUAGCAGAUGUUAAAAACCAUGCAAAUGAACAAGGAUUCAGUGCAAGCAUUGAAUUCUCUAGAGAAUAUGGUGUCUAUCUUAGGUACAUUCAUUCUGGAAAACAAAGAGAUAAUUUUGAUCUUUUAAAUCAACAUGAUAAGCAAUCCAAAAAAAAGAUUGUCCAUGGAAAGAAAAUAUUAGAAAUUCAAAGACUCAAGUAA
Molecule: messenger RNA, 219 nt
Organism: Entrophospora candida
Lineage: Eukaryota; Fungi; Glomeromycota; Glomeromycetes; Entrophosporales; Entrophosporaceae
Source: the annotation of a GenBank genome assembly